This is a messenger RNA of Haliotis rubra (blacklip abalone), 621 nucleotides long. Its product is annotated as GTP-binding protein Rheb homolog 1-like. Gene Ontology annotation, molecular function: GDP binding; GTP binding; GTPase activity. Gene Ontology annotation, biological process: signal transduction. The record is from RefSeq and is a predicted model, not a curated record. Bases 1 to 621 code for a protein of 206 amino acids. Lineage: Eukaryota; Metazoa; Mollusca; Gastropoda; Lepetellida; Haliotidae. Gene Ontology annotation, cellular component: plasma membrane. The transcript has a single exon.
AUGGCGCAGAACUGCAUCUUCAGGCAAACAUGCCGUGGCAAAAGAGAUGCUAAAUCUCUCAAUGUCUUAGUCAUGGGUGGUGAUGGCGUAGGGAAGCGUACUCUAAUUUCCAGACUGAUGGAUUGCUGGAAAAAGACCGCCACGUCAAUUUCUCAACUGGCUACAGAUGAUAUCUUGGGCAUUGGUGGAAAGACCCUGGACAUACGUACCCAAGAAGCGUCCACGGGUAGAAUGUCCUUUCUUCAAAGAAUACCAACAAGCGAUGUUUACCUUCUGAUCUAUUCCAUGAUAGAUGAUGCUUCUUUUCAGAUUGCAGUGAGCAUAAGAGAAAGGAUUCUGGCACAGAAAGGACCAAACGUUCCUAUUGUGUUCGUGGCCAACAAGACAGACAUUGGUCAAUCGGUGGACCAGAUCGAGAGAGUUUAUAGGGAUCUCAAUAUCAGCUGUGAAUGGGAAAAUGGACAUGUGGAGAUAUCAGCUGAGAAAGAUGAGAGUGUUUACAAGGUACUGGAGCAAAUUCUGAAACGUUACAAGAAAUAUGUUGGAUUAACGUCAAGAACUGAACGUACACCAGAAAAUCCAUCAAGGUUUCAAGCGUUCAAGAAAUUGUUCUUUAAGUAA